ACAGUUGAGCGGGAGAGAAAUGCGGAAAUGGGGGAGAUGGGAUAGGAACAAUAGCCGAGAAUGAUGGAACCCAUUGGUUGCGGUUCUUUUUCUGCCUCUUCCAUUCCACGUGUUUCUUCCUUCUUUCUUUCUUUUAUUGCUUUCAUUCAUGGGUGUAGUUUUUCUUUUUCAACGUCUGGUCUUCUUCCUUCGUUCCAUGUUCCCCUUAUCAUCCGUUAAUCCCAAUAACCACCCACCACCUACACUUCUAUCCACCAUUUUUCAUUUCCCAACACGAAAACUACGGAACCCAUCCCAUACCAUGCUCAGAAGCGAGAAAUUGUCAUCAUCUAUGUGAUUUCAAUCAUAUUAACACUUGAUUGUUAUCAGCAGGUCAGUUUCUUUUUCCUCUGUGUUUUUCAUGGGGUUCAUUUGUAUUGAAUAUUGAAGUUGAAAUGGGUGAAUAGGUAAAUAAAUUCGAGAUAAUGCUCCUGGGCACCACCCUUUUCCAUUCAUUGGAAAAGUUGAAUGAGCAGUGAUGCCCAUGCUUGGAGAUGGAUGGUUCCUUGUUGCUUUCUGGGCAUAGUCGCAGUAGCUGGGGCGUAUGGACAACCACAAGUCACAAAUAGUUGGAAUUCACUCCCAUCUCGAAGUCAGUUUCUUUCCCCCUCCUUUGCAAAUAUCAAAAUUUAGAGCUUUGCUGAACAUUUGUUACAAGGCAUAUUGCAUUUGGCAUUUGGUACUAAAAUCUGAUGGACGAGUGUGUGUUCCCCAGAUGGGAUCAUUAGAGGAAAGAGCAGUGCUUGAGUUUGAGGACGAGAGUCUUUUUAGCCCAGACUCAGCUUCUAGAAAGACACAUUCCCGGGAGGGUCCCCUGGUAUUGGCGCCGUCUCCUGCUUCAGAAACUUCUGGUACUAAAUGCAUGAGUAAUAGCAUCUUCAAUAGCAUAAAGGUUGUGGUCUUCUCCACCAAAAUCAACCUACUUGUGCCCUUUGGCCCCGCGGCAAUUUUGGUGGAUAAGUUUACUAACAAUCACGGUUGGGUCUUCUUUCUUAGUUUACUGGGCAUAAUACCUCUGGCUGAGCGAUUGGGUUAUGCUACAGAGCAGUUAGCUUUGUUCACUGGUCCUACAGUUGGGGGUUUGUUAAAUGCCACCUUUGGAAAUGCCACAGAGUUGAUAAUAUCAGUUUAUGCACUGAAGAAUGGCAUGAUACGUGUUGUUCAACAGUCAUUAUUGGGCUCAAUUCUGUCGAACAUGUUGCUGGUGCUUGGAUGUGCAUUUUUCAGUGGAGGAAUGGUUUUUUCUAAGAAGGAACAGGUGUUUAGCAAGGCAGCUGCUGGAGUGAACUCAGGGUUGCUGUUGAUGGCAGUCAUGGGGCUUCUGUUUCCAGCUGUCCUCCACUUCACUCACACUGAAUUGCAUUUUGGGAGUUCUGAGUUGGCCCUUUCAAGAUUUAGUAGCUGCAUUAUGCUUGUGGCAUAUGCUGCCUAUCUUGUUUUUCAGCUGAAGAGUCAGAAAAACCUUUAUGUUCCAGUCGAUGAGGGCGGGGACCAAACUGAAGGGGAUGAAGAUGAAGCUCCUGAAAUUUCCAAGUGGGAAUCCAUAAUAUGGCUAACUAUUUUGACUUUGUGGAUUUCAGUCCUCUCAGAGUACCUAGUUAAUGCCAUAGAGGGGGCAUCUGUUGCAUGGAAAAUGCCAAUUGCAUUUAUUAGUGUUAUCCUGCUCCCAAUUGUUGGGAAUGCAGCAGAGCAUGCAAGUGCAAUUAUAUUUGCCAUGAAAGACAAACUUGACAUUUCCUUGGGAGUGGCAAUAGGCUCAUCAACACAAAUAUCGAUGUUUGGGAUUCCCUUCUGUGUGGUUGUUGGGUGGAUCAUGGGACGUCCUAUGGACUUGAAUUUUCAGCUUUUCGAGACAGCCACCCUUUUCAUGACUGUCAUAGUUGUGGCCUUCAUGUUGCAGGAGGGAACUUCCAACUAUUUUAAAGGAAUAAUGCUCAUCUUUUGCUAUCUGAUAGUUGCUGCAAGUUUCUUUGUACAUAUUGAUCCAACUUCUAUAGUGGAUAAGCCCUCUAAGCAUUAGAAAAUAACCAGCAAUGGAUCAUGGACAACGGAUCUCCUAAAGCUCAAGCUCCAUUUUCUGCACUGGGAAUGGGGGUUUUUGCAGAGGACAAUCCCCAGAGUUGACUGAACUGAUGGGUUCAAAAGGUGGAACUGCUAAAGCACAAGGACCAUUCAUCACAAGUGAAGCAUUUCCCAACUUUCAGGAUGGUGUUGUUUGAUGAGCAGCCAGUGGAUCCUCCCUUGCUUCCCCCAGAUGGCUGGAUACAAAGUGUACUGUAGAUUCCAUAUUGAAUUUAAGAUAGUAGGAAAAGCAGUAUCUCCAAUGUAAUUUUACAAGUUGUACACCAAUUUUCUCUUGCUAACUCAUCUCAAAUGGCUAAUUUAUUCGGACUAGUUCUUGUUCA
Messenger RNA from Vitis vinifera (wine grape), 2444 nucleotides. Its product is annotated as vacuolar cation/proton exchanger 3. The record is from RefSeq and is a predicted model, not a curated record. The transcript has 11 exons. Gene Ontology annotation, biological process: intracellular calcium ion homeostasis; calcium ion transmembrane transport. The coding region runs from base 584 to 2059 and encodes 491 amino acids. Gene Ontology annotation, molecular function: calcium:proton antiporter activity. NCBI's taxonomy places the organism in Eukaryota, Viridiplantae, Streptophyta, Magnoliopsida, Vitales, Vitaceae. Gene Ontology annotation, cellular component: plant-type vacuole membrane.